AUGUCUAAAGGUAUCAAGCAUUUGGUGUCGAUCUCCGACCUUACCACUCCCGAGUUCACCUCUCUGGUGAACCGUGCCGCACACCACAAGAAAAUAUUCAAAUCUGGCCAGCCAGUGAGCUCUGAGAUUAGCGAUGCCCUGAAAGGCAAGCUGGUCGCAAUGCUGUUCUCCAAGAGAUCCACCAGAACCAGAAUCUCGACCGAAGGUGCUGCAGUGUAUUUCGGCGGACAUCCAAUGUUUUUGGGCAAGGACGACAUCCAGCUUGGUGUGAACGAGUCUUUCUACGACACCACCCGUAUUGUGUCCUCGAUGACCUCCUGUAUCUUUGCGAGAGUGAAUUCGCACUCUGAGAUCCAGCAACUGUGCGAGCAUUCCAGCGUGCCGAUCAUCAAUUCGCUGUGCGACACCUACCAUCCGCUGCAGGCCAUUUGCGAUAUCUUGACAAUCAAGGAGGCCUUUGGCGAGACGAAAGGUCUGAAGCUUGCGUGGGUCGGCGACGCCAACAACGUCAUCAACGACCUGGCUAUUGCUGCGCUGAGAUCUGGAAUCCACGUUUCUGUUGCUGUUCCUCGCGGGAUUGAGAUGAACCCGACCAUCGUGGACGUCGCCAAGACGGUCUCGCAGGAGACCGGAGCCUCUUUCGAGGUGACAAAUGAUCCAAAGAGCGCCUGCACCGACGCCAACAUCAUCGUGACAGACACCUUUGUGUCCAUGGGCGAGGAGGCGCAAAAACAGAUAAAAUUACAGCAGUUCUCCGGCUUCCAGGUGAAUUCGGAGCUGACGAAGCUGGCUGCUCCUAACUGGAAGUUCAUGCACUGUCUUCCUCGUCACCAGGAAGAGGUCACUGACGAAGUCUUUUACAGUAACAACUCGAUUGUUUUCGAGGAGGGUGAAAACAGAUUAUAUGCUGCGAUGGCUGCGAUCGAGGCAUUUGUUAUCAAGAAGGAGCUGGCAUAA
Messenger RNA from Ogataea parapolymorpha DL-1, 957 nucleotides. Its product is annotated as Ornithine carbamoyltransferase, mitochondrial. Gene Ontology annotation, cellular component: mitochondrion. NCBI's taxonomy places the organism in Eukaryota, Fungi, Ascomycota, Pichiomycetes, Pichiales, Pichiaceae. The record is from RefSeq and is a predicted model, not a curated record. Gene Ontology annotation, biological process: L-citrulline biosynthetic process. The coding region runs from base 1 to 957 and encodes 318 amino acids. The transcript has a single exon. Gene Ontology annotation, molecular function: ornithine carbamoyltransferase activity; amino acid binding.